Molecule: messenger RNA, 2145 nt
Organism: Pleurotus ostreatus (oyster mushroom)
Lineage: Eukaryota; Fungi; Basidiomycota; Agaricomycetes; Agaricales; Pleurotaceae
Exons: 3
Coding region: 1-2145 (714 amino acids)
Source: RefSeq, a predicted model, not a curated record
AUGAAGUCUUACUCCAGCCAAGGUGUUCAAACAGACGAUGUUCCCGUUCUCCUCGAAAGGAUGUCGAAACAAACUGGUGAAGACCCAACCUGCGACACCGAAAGACCCUCUGCGGGCCUCAUAGAAGCAAAUCCAAGCGCAUAUAGCUACUCUGAUGUCCCUGUUCACGACUUUCUUGCGGAUACUGGCCACGAAACGCGUGAAAUAAGGCGCCAGAAGUACACUCAACUACCGUGCAACCGACCAUCCCAAAUAUCGAACCCCAACGAAAGACGGAUCGUAUCUCUUCCGGAGACUGCACCACCUGUUUCUGUAAAGGCCUCGGUAGAAGCCACUCGACGCGUCGUCUCUGCAUCUUCUGCGCGGCAAUCUUCGAGGUCUCACAGGCUCAAUCAUGAGAGGGAGUAUUCGCAGAUGUCAACGUCUACCUUUGAGGAAGUCGAAGAUGACGCUCUAGGCUCUGGUGGCUUUCCAUGUGGCAACCUUGAUCUUCCUCGUACCCCGUCUCCUCCAUCAUCUCCCGAAUCGGUAACCAUAAUUAGCAAUCCUAAUUUUCAAGUACCCGCCACAUUCUUACGCGCAAGACAGGGCCAGGAGCCAUAUGCCUUCCAACCCACUCAAGAUGAAGACGGUUGGGUCACUUGGGCGAAUUCUCCUCCCCGCCCAAUUCCCGCGCUUCAUGGCCCGCUUUCUUUGCCGUAUGCUCGCUGUCCUUCAGGAGCUGAAGGGACUGUAAUUGAAAAAGGGACUGAAAUUCCUCGAAUGAUCUGGGGUUUAGACACCGAAAACACCCACUCUAAAGAUCGGGGAGCGGAACACAUUCCCGAGAGGAAUCCUCCGACCGUCCAACACCGUGAUCAUCCAAGAGAACAAGCGGCCAUUGCAAACCUGAGGUCAGUACAUAGCGUCACGCGAGCCCAGGAAGUCAAACCUAGCUUCGGGCACGAACGUGCAAAUAGUCUUCGUGGCUUGGGCCUUUCUAUGCCAGGAUCACAAAGUCGACCUUUUCAACCGACUAUCUCCAAAGAUGGCUCGGGCCGUUUUCAGAGCUUCAACACUCCAGAGGCGAAUACUAGCAGGCGCCCUCCAACAAUGCAUCUUGUUCCGGAAGGGCUACCUCUCCUCGUUGCAAGUGGGAUUCAACGGGACCGAAGCGACCAUCCAGCGGCUGCCUAUCUCCAACACGUCAGGAAUAAUUCUGGUGCGCGCGAGUCUGAGAAGGCCUGGGAUCAUCAAGCUACUUCGCGAACUCCUGUUACUACCUCUCCUAACUGGACCCCGCUGUUUUCCUCGUACCUGGAGAUGUUUGGUUCCCCUGACGUCUCAGUCUUCGACCCUACAUACGGAACACCAAGGCUGGGUUUCGAGCCCCUUCGUCAACCUCCAGCCUCGCAGCCACUUCCCUCAGUCGUGGACGAGCUCUCCGAAGAACUACGCCGAUUUGUACUGCAAAGCAUCACAAGUCCUCGCGCCUCGGACAACCAGAUGGAUACCCCACAUUCCAUCGCAUUGUCGGAUUAUUACAAGCAAGCCUUUGAGCACAAGCAUAACCUUCGCGUACAAAAGCCUACUGGUACCACGGAUGCUCUCUCCUACCACCCUGGAAUGAACCAUUCUGGCAUGUCACCCAUUCAACCUAGGCCACCUCCGAAUUCUCCUAUGCCUCCUUUGCGCAGCUUGCACUCUAACAACGGCCCGCGCAGCCAACUCUCCUCUCCCAACCAGGUAUACCAAUCUCCAGGCUCAAUGGAAGUAAAGUCUGCCUCGAAUGUCCGCCAUCUUCGCUCCGUCCCUUUUGCUCGUUUAAUGCAACGACGCUUGUCCGUUGUACAAGAGGAAGAACCCACCCCACCAGCUCUGGGAAAGGUUCAUCUACAUCCCGCUUUUUCUACGCCCGACGAUUUUUUGGACAUACCGGAGUCCCCUAGGCCCAGUCAGACGACGUGGCGCUCACAACCACCCAAUCAUAAUCUUCGCCCAAAGGCGCAGUCCAUGCAACCACUUGGACCGUGGACUCGUGCUAACAGUGAUGCCAGCAACCCUCUAGUGCAGGAGAAGGACGACAUCGCUCGUAUCACCCCGUCCAACGAGAAAGCCAACCUACCAAACAAGAAGCGUAGAAGACCUAAAGUUCAGAGAGGGUAA